AUUCGAUCAUUUGUACCUGAUAUUUAAUGUCUCAUUAACAUGUAAAUUCUUUAGACACGCUCUACUUAAUAAUAUUAAUUUUGGAAUCGUGUAGAAAUAGACUAGUAAACAUUAGAUUCGGUUAUGUGUAAUUUUAUUAUUAUUAUUGAUACAAAUGUUAGGUUGAAUAUUACGUGAAAAUCUGAUUGACGCGUUAAUGUCAUUUUUUAAUUAACGUGCCAAAUCAUACUGAAUGAAUGCACAGUUAGUAUUGCUAUUGUCCAUGACCACAGCACUUAUACGAGCAAUACGGAUACACAAGUUAUAUUUAUAAGCUUUUUAUAAAAAAUUGAGAUCAAUAAUAAUUGCCGUCUCGUGAGUCGUGAUACAUUUUGCAUUGUUACAAUGAACUAUAAUAAUAUGUCUACACCGUGAUUAUGAAUUAUUCACAUUUUGGCCAAUAUAUAAAGCAGAUCAAAACAAGUAUAGCCAGUAUAAGCAAUUAAUCGGUGAACAGACAUCAAACAUCAUGGUAUUUUAUGGUGUUUUAGAAAAACUUUGUAUUAUUAUUAUAAUAUAUUUUUAGCUUGUGCAUUAUCAUUCCAAUAUUAUUGUUUCCACAAUUAUAAUCGUAAUGCAUACUCAAGUCCCAAGGUCGGUUGUUGUAAUAAGCCGAACGUGCACGUAUUAUAAUUUAUAAUAUUCUUGUACGUUGUGGUACACUCGCGGUUGAUUGAGAUUUCUCCGAUAAAAAAAAAAUUUUAAAUAUAAAGGUUGAUAACGAUAACGCCGUUAGCUUCUGAAGAAACGGACACUUCUAUCUCCCGGGAAUACCUUCUAUCGCAACCAAAAUCGAAAUCAUCGCCCCUUUCGGUCCGUAAAAAACUUCUAGAAUUAAAAAACAAAAACCCGUCGUCGCUUUCUUCUCGGUGCGUAAAAAUAGUAAACGCCAACCCCUCCCCCCCACACACACAUGGCUGCCACUCAUCAUGGUUAUUACCGUAUGCAGCAUACAGAGCGUUCGCGGUGCGAACGUCGCGAGCGGCGAACCGUAGACAAGCAGCAGCAGCUGUUACCCCUGCCCCUGCCACCGUCUCGGGCGGUUUCGCGUCGCCGUCGUCGGCGGCAGUGUGGUGUGUUCUCUUUUUCGUAUUUCUGGCCCGCGCUUGUCGGAGGGGGGUGAGCGAGCGGAGCGCGUACGCGGCGGCGGCGGCGGCUACACCACACCGGCGGCCAACCACCGCCAGCUGUUCCGCGCAGCCGGACACAAAAGAACGCGACGCAAACAGUGUCUGCCCGCCCGUCCACCACCAGUUCGUGCGCGGUCGCCGUCCGGUGUGUUUCUCGUUCGUGUGUUGUGCGCGCAUGCAAUAUCGUUUCGCGUCAAUCCGUCCGUUCGUCCGAACUUUGUGUGCGUUUUCGAUUUUUUCUAGAAUCAUUUCUUGCUCCCGUCCGUUUUCGCCACACAGUCGUCGUUUUAACGAGUGUAUUCGUUCGACGAUUCGUCUAAGUGUCAGUUAAAACAACUGUUGUACGUACCUCGCCGAAACUCGGCCCUCUCCAACGCUAUCGGACGACAGCAGCAAUGAUUAUGGACGUAAAAUGAAAAUCUGUUUCGUCUUUUACCCGGGAAAAGCUACUCAGGUUGUACCUUUGGUCGCGGCGACACAGGAAGAGGACGAGGACGAGGACGAGGACGACGAUAACGAUAACGUCAAAGCCGUCGUCGAAGACCACGACAAAAACAAUAACAACAACGACAAAAAUAACAAUAACGAAGAUCACGAACACGACCACGACGUCGUCAUCUCCAAAGAACCGGCGCCGUCCGACGACAUGAACUCGUACGAGGCGAGUUGGCAAGAGUGCCGGUUGAAGUGGUGUCUGCGGUCGCGAAGCAAAGAGCGUCACGAUGCUGUCGCCGGUUGGACUGAAGACGACGAAGACGACCAUGGUGAAGGCAGUGGUGGAAGUCGAGGCAGAACGCAGGUCGUUCGCAGGAAUCCGUCAGAAAAGCGGCAGGCAUGCAGCAGCGACAGCACGGGCAGCAGCCAAGAAGAACAGGACGCCGCGGCAUGGGCGGCCGCUUCGGCCCGUCGACCUAAGGCCAAACCACUGAGUCGCGUGCAGAGCGUCCGCCACGACACGGCCGCACACCGGUACCGAACUCGUCAGCGGGUGGCCGCUGAAAUUCUGGACGAGCAGCGGGCCGAAGCGUCGGCGGCGGCAGCGCGUGAUCUUUGCCGGUCGUCUGCGGCCAAGAUCAAGAAAAGUCUGUCGUUCCGGAAUCCAGCACCCAAAAAGGUGGCCACCGGUGGCGACCGUCUACUCCGGGUCGUUUCCGAUGACGAUCACUUCAGCCACCACCAUCACCACAACAACAAUAACAACGACAACCGUCAACCACGUCGCCACCACAACAAGGAAAAAGAUCAUUGUCAUCACCACGAUGACGGUGAUGAUCAACAACAAUACCACCAACAGCAACAACUGUUAACCGUGGACGCGGGUGCGUCCUUCGUCGCCACUGCCACUGAAACCACCGUAUCCCCAUCGACCGCGAACGCCACUGCAGGCGACAGUGGCAGCAGCGGUGGCCAAGACAAUUUCGCCAUUCCUAGGCCCAAACUCAUAGUUCCUGUACACACGUAUGGUCUCAGAAAGCGCAGGACCGGUAACACGAUCUCAUCGAACCGAACCGCCAGCGAUGUAAACGCAGCUUCAGCUUCCAGCACCGUCGCCUCCUCUUCCGGCAGCUCGUCGACCGCCACCGCCUCUGACACGAAAAAACAUCACAACUCGUGUCCAGGUAAAAAAAAUCACUUAUUCCUACUAUUAUUUUAUAAGAUACUAUCUGUAUAACUCGACUUUCCCCGAGAUAAAAAUAUGUACUAACAUAAAAUACGCCGCUACAUUGGUGACUGGUGUAUUCUAAAAUCUCAACCAUUGCCAAUCGGCUAAGAUAUAGAACUUGCAAUAUUUUCGACACCUCAAACUUAAUCUCUAUACUAUUGUGAUGACUGAAACUUAGUCAAAGUCGGAGUUUAUAAGCUACAAAAAAAGACCAUUGCCUUUUGUUGUAUAAUCUAAUAACAAAUAAAUAUUAUAUAAAAAUACUAUAGUAUACAGCAAUGCAAGGCGAUUCGGUUAUAGUGACUAUAGAAAAAUAUAAGUAUAUUAUAUAAUAUAUUUAAUCUUUGCUAGAAGUAAAACACCUACUAACUUACUUUAAUAUGUUUAUUGUUUAAUCUAUGCUUCUAGUCACUAGCCUAGUUGCUAAAGGAUUUUUUUCUGUAUCCAAUGGAAACCAUUUACAGGUAUAAACAAACAAUUAUUCGAUUUUCUGAUCGCAUCCUUAAUCAGUUAAAAAAGUAGAUUAAAAACCCUGCGAUUCUCAGGAAUCUAUUGAUUUAACUUUUAUUGAAAACGGUUCUGUACACCUGUAGUUUUUGAGAUUAUCGUGGUUAAAUAUCACAUAGAUUCACCUUUUAGAUUCUGAGUGGAGCGAUGAAUGUUUUGAUUUUACAAUGAUGUGUGUUUUUUUUUAUUUAUUUUUUUUGUGUCUGUGUACACGAUAAGUAGU
Acyrthosiphon pisum (pea aphid) is the source of this 3562-nucleotide messenger RNA. RefSeq names its product putative elastin-binding protein EbpS. Bases 1582 to 2841 code for a protein of 419 amino acids. NCBI's taxonomy places the organism in Eukaryota, Metazoa, Arthropoda, Insecta, Hemiptera, Aphididae. The record is from RefSeq and is a predicted model, not a curated record. The transcript is spliced from 2 exons.